AAUUUUUUUUUUCGUUCCUGGUUUUGUGUGUAUCCUCCUCGCCCUCGAUGCCUCUUUGAGCAGCAUCCAGCGAGCGAGCGGGAGAAGGCGAGACAGAGAGGCAGAAGAGAAGAUGAGGAUAAUUUGCAGACAGCUUGUCUUGUUGUUUUCUGGCUUUUGGGGACUAGCAAUGGGAGCUUUUCCUAGCAGCGUGCAAAUAGGUGGUCUCUUCAUCAGGAACACAGAUCAGGAAUACACUGCUUUUCGAUUAGCAAUCUUUCUUCAUAACACCAGCCCCAAUGCAUCCGAAGCACCUUUUAAUUUGGUUCCUCAUGUAGACAACAUUGAAACAGCUAACAGCUUCGCUGUAACAAAUGCCUGUCUUGAUUGUUUUGAGACUUGCUUGUUCAUGAGAGGGGAAGACGUCUGCUUUGAUUUCUUAACAGUUUUAGAUCCUACAGUGAAUUGUGCAAUUUCAGAUUGUGAGCAGGUGAAGUUCUUUGGAUUUAAACAUGUUGGACCAAAUAGUCGUUUCUCAUAGUUCCUAUUCCUUAAUAUAUGACUGAUUUAAGGAUAUGAAACUGUGCUAGUGCAAAAGUGAACAUGUCUCUCUGAUUGCACCAGUGUAAUAGGGAAAAAUUGGUGUUUUCUCUGGAUUUCCAUUCCUCUGGGUAUUUAGCUUGAGGCAAAGAUUUUGGACUAGUACAGCGCCAAGUCUCCUUCUGCAGCUGAGGUGGGAUACUGAAGUUAUGUGGUAGGACACAAAG
Molecule: messenger RNA, 746 nt
Organism: Poecile atricapillus (Black-capped chickadee)
Lineage: Eukaryota; Metazoa; Chordata; Aves; Passeriformes; Paridae
Product: glutamate receptor 4-like
Exons: 3
Coding region: 113-520 (135 amino acids)
Source: RefSeq, a predicted model, not a curated record